GAACGAACGAAUGAAUGAAUGAGCCAACUACCCCAUCCUUCCUCGGCCCCAGCCAGUCAGCCCCUGGGUUGAGAGUCCAGGCCACCCUCGCCCCACUCCGCAGACUGAAGGAGGCAUCUAGAGACCUGCCAGGGAUUUGACUGAGCGCCUGUUGUGUGCUUGGCUCGGCGCUGGGUGUUGCUGGGUGGUCCAACUUGAGCACGACAGACUGCCUGCCCCCGCAGAGCUGGCAGUUGCCAGCAAGAUAACAUUCAAGGACUUUAAUGGCUGGUCUGAGGCAUGAACACCCAGCUGCGUAGUUGCGUCCGGUAGCACAGCGUGGACUGGGAGUGUGCAUCCACACAUGGUUUGGCCCUGCAGUGACUGGAGCAGCCUGGGCCGCCACCAUGAUGAAGCUGUUGGUGGCCAAAAUCCUGUGCAUGGUGGGGGUAUUCUUCUUCAUGCUGCUUGGCUCCCUGCUGCCUGUGAAGAUCAUUGAGACUGAUUUUGAGAAGGCCCACCGCUCAAAGAAGAUUCUCUCACUCUGCAACACCUUUGGAGGCGGAGUCUUUCUGGCCACGUGCUUCAAUGCUUUACUGCCAGCUGUGAGGGAAAAGCUGCAGAAAGUCCUGAGCCUCGGACACAUCAGCACGGACUACCCGCUGGCGGAGACCAUUAUGAUGCUGGGCUUCUUCAUGACCGUCUUCCUGGAGCAGCUUGUCCUGACCUUCCGCAAGGAGAAGCCGUCCUUCAUCGACCUAGAGACCUUCAACGCCGGCUCAGACGCUGGCAGCGACUCAGAGUACGAGAGCCCCUUCAUGGGGGGCAGCCGGGGCCAUGGGCUCUACGUGGAGCCCCACACCCACAGCCACCACGGGCUGAGCGUCCAGGAGCUGUCUCGCUCCAGUCCCUUGCGGCUGCUCAGCCUGGUCUUUGCCCUGUCAGCCCACUCCAUUUUUGAGGGCCUGGCCCUGGGCCUGCAGGAGGAGGGGGAGAAGGUGGUGAGUUUGUUCGUGGGGGUAGCCAUCCACGAGACACUGGUGGCUGUGGCCCUGGGCAUCAGCAUGGCCAGGAGUGCGAUGCCCCUGAGGGACGCAGCCAAGCUGGCCAUCACCGUGAGCGCCAUGAUCCCCCUGGGCAUCAGCAUCGGUCUGGGCAUCGAGAGUGCGCAGGGUGUGCCCAGCAGCGUGGCUUCGGUGCUGCUGCAGGGCCUGGCAGGUGGCACCUUCCUUUUCGUCACCUUCUUUGAGAUCCUGGCCAAGGAGCUGGAGGAGAAGAGCGACCGGCUGCUCAAAGUCCUCUUCCUGGUGCUGGGCUACGCCAUCCUGGCCGCCAUGGUUUUCCUCAAGUGGUGACCAGCCUGUCGCCGGUGUGGCUACCCCAGCCCGCCCGCCAGACCCCGCCGGGAAUCCAGGCCAGAUCCAGGCCACAUCCCCACCUCUGUCUCCCUCCAGGGGGAGAGCUCAGGCCCCUGGUGCUGCCAGCACACAGAGGGCCGCCUCGGGACCAGGUUGCCCCCAGAACCUACACCCCAGCCUUGGAGCACUGCUACUACUUUUAAAAAUACUUAAAAGUAUUCACCAAAGCUGUGUGGCCAUGUCAACCUUGGGCAGUGGGGGCUGGCAUCUCCCUCGAGGUAGAACUGGACAUCUAAAUGGGGCUGGGGGUCGGAGACCCUCCCCUCACACCUCACCCAUGGACAAGGACAAGGACAGGAGCGAGCCCAGCUCCGCCUGGCCACUGAACCUGCUCGGAUCCAGGUCUCUGGCCUCUGCCCCUGACUGACCACUCACAGGUGCCGCCAGCACUGAGCUGCUUCUGUUCCCCACAGAACUGCUCUGAACCCUGCCCCUGAGUCCGUGCCUCCUGGAUACCACAGGAUCCCCCUCUU
Talpa occidentalis (Iberian mole) is the source of this 1870-nucleotide messenger RNA. RefSeq names its product zinc transporter ZIP3. Gene Ontology annotation, molecular function: zinc ion transmembrane transporter activity. NCBI's taxonomy places the organism in Eukaryota, Metazoa, Chordata, Mammalia, Eulipotyphla, Talpidae. The record is from RefSeq and is a predicted model, not a curated record. The coding region runs from base 387 to 1334 and encodes 315 amino acids. Gene Ontology annotation, cellular component: plasma membrane. The transcript has 3 exons. Gene Ontology annotation, biological process: zinc ion transmembrane transport.